This is a messenger RNA of Sungouiella intermedia, 1710 nucleotides long. The record is from the annotation of a GenBank genome assembly. Lineage: Eukaryota; Fungi; Ascomycota; Pichiomycetes; Serinales; Metschnikowiaceae.
AUGUUUGUCAUGAGACCCAAAGCCCCCAGGCUAUAUAUCGCUUCCCGGAACUUACAACUUGCCAAAAGAUACCUCACCACCCAUGGCACUCUGAUCUCGCGAAAGACUGCCAAUAAGCUUUUCAAAAAGCGCAAUGUGGCGCUCGUUUCUGGCAUCAUCAUUGUCGGGCUGUACGUCACUUUCAGCCAACCAAAUUACUACAAGUUGGACAGUGUUCCCUCGUCGCUAGGCGGGCCAUUACUGAAGAUCGCACCACCCCCCUCCAAGUCAGCUAAUGGAGUUAUGGAAAAUAAGUAUUUUUCGUCAUCCACCAGCUCCAUGCUCCAGAGUAAUGGACUUGGCUCCCAGCAGCACAAAGAAGGUGUUUUCCUCUUGAACGAAGAGCAGGUCAGUACCAAACUCAGGCAAUAUGAGGAGUCGUACUUUGUCAACCGAGGCAAAGGUGUCACUCGGUACGAUAUUUGCCAACUUCCCUCCAAUUCGCCUAUUGAAGAUGACAGAGCAGAGGAGAUUGUGCAAGUCCCCAUUUUGCAGGAUAAUAACGUCCGGGCCAGUACAGACUGGAUGUUCUUUGGUGUUUUCGAUGGUCAUGGAGGCUGGACCACUUCAUCCAAGUUGCGUGACCAGUUGAUCUCGUACGUGAUCCAUGAGCUCGGCACCAUCUUCAAGCCUGCUCAAGAGGACAAUUUGAGGUAUGUUCCCAACAGUGCCACCAUCGACCAGGCCAUCAAAAACGGCUUUUUGAAGUUGGACCAUGAGAUUGUUAACAAGAAUAUCGAGAAGCUUUUGAACGACAACAAUAAGGCCAAAGCAGCCGAGUUGUUGAUGCCUGCGUUGUCUGGAUCAUGUGCCUUGCUCUCGUUCUACGACACAAACUCCAAAAUGUUGAAAGUGGCAGUUACUGGAGAUUCUAGAGCGCUCUUGGGAUCUUUCAAAGACAACCAAUGGACUGUCAGACAGCUUAGUAUCGACCAGACGGGAUCGAAUCCAACUGAAGUCGCCCGAAUCAUUUCAGAACAUCCAGAUGAGCCCAACGUUAUCAGAAACGGAAGAGUGUUGGGAACUUUGGAACCCUCUAGGGCAUUUGGUGAUUGCAGAUACAAAUUACCAGCAUCGAUCCAGGAACGUAUCUACAAGCAGUUUUUCGGUAGGAGACUCCCCAGCAACUUAAAUUCUCCACCAUAUGUGACUGCAGAACCUGUGAUCACUACCACCAAAGUCAGCCCCGAGAACAACGACUUUUUGGUGAUGGCUUCCGACGGCCUUUUCGAGAUGCUCUCCAACGAGGAAAUCGUGGGUCUUGUUGUGAAGUGGAUGGAAAAGGAGAAGAUGGUGAAGCCCAGCAAAUCUUUUUGGAACUACUUUGGCUCCACAGAGAAGGGCUUGCCGCAGGUUGCAGAUGUGACUGGGGAUAAAUCAAGCAAACCUCCAUUCCGCAAAUCUAGACAACUGGCCGGAAACGGUUACUUGUUGGAGGACAACAACGUGUCGACGCACUUGAUUCGCAAUGCCUUGUCUAACGGUGGAUCUCGUGAGCAAACACUGAUGCUCGUGAGCAUCCCUAACCCAGUUUCGAGACGUUACCGUGAUGAUUUGACGGUGACAGUGGUGUUUUUUGGCAAUGAAGUAAAGGAGGCCGACAACGGUAAGUUGGAAAUUAAUUCACAGGCCACUGCUGGUGGCUACGAUUCCUCGAAGCCGAAGUUGUGA